GGUGACGAUGAUGGGGUUUAAUGAAUUUGUUUUGGCCCACUAUAUAAGCCAGGUGAGAUGAUUAGAUUUGCAUCAGUUGUGAUUUCUCAGGUGUUUCAGUGAGUUCUGUGGAAGACAUUUGUAGGAAAAAUCCUCAUUAAAAAAAAAUUAUCAUGAAGACCAUUGUGUUUGCUCUAUCUUGCAUUGUGGCGUGUUGUUUGGCUGCCCCUCAGGGUCCCAAUCCACAAGAUGUGCAACUGGUGCGAUAUGUGAACAAUCAGGAUCAAGAUCAGCAGGGUGGAUACCAAUUCACGUAUGAGUUGAGUGAUGGACAAAUCCGCUCUGAGACUGGUGCCUUGAAGGAUGUUGGAGAGGAACGUGUGAUUAUUGUGCAGGGAGCAUACACAUUCGUCGGCCCCGAUGGACAAAUCUACUGGGUUAACUACACAGCUGAUGAGAACGGUUUCCACCCCGUGAUCGGAACUGGACCCGAGGGUGGUAUCAAGCCAGGCCAGGAUCAAGGAAUUGACCCCAACGCCCUGAAAUCCCUCGUUGGCUAAACAUCCUCUCCCCUUCCAUCCUUAUAAACCAACUCCGUCCAAUUCAAAGGAGAAGACUCAAAAUUAACCAGUAUUUAGCUUCUUCAGUUGUUAUCCCUUUAACGUGAUGCUCUCAAAGGGAUGUCGAGAUGACACUUGUUGAAAUGCAAUUUUUUUCCUCCCCUUACCAUCAUUUUACCCAAAUAAAAAAGUCCAAGUGAUCUGUUAA
Molecule: messenger RNA, 747 nt
Organism: Lutzomyia longipalpis
Lineage: Eukaryota; Metazoa; Arthropoda; Insecta; Diptera; Psychodidae
Product: endocuticle structural glycoprotein SgAbd-5-like
Exons: 3
Coding region: 153-539 (128 amino acids)
Cellular component (GO): chitin-based extracellular matrix
Molecular function (GO): structural constituent of chitin-based larval cuticle
Source: RefSeq, a predicted model, not a curated record